Molecule: messenger RNA, 1523 nt
Organism: Centrocercus urophasianus (Greater sage-grouse)
Lineage: Eukaryota; Metazoa; Chordata; Aves; Galliformes; Phasianidae
Gene: ARPC5
Product: actin related protein 2/3 complex subunit 5
Exons: 4
Coding region: 45-500 (151 amino acids)
Biological process (GO): regulation of actin filament polymerization; Arp2/3 complex-mediated actin nucleation; cell migration
Cellular component (GO): actin cytoskeleton; Arp2/3 protein complex; cytoplasm
Molecular function (GO): actin filament binding
Source: RefSeq, a predicted model, not a curated record
CAGGCGGGGCGGCAGAGCGCGGAGGCGGCGGCGAGCGGGCGGCCAUGGCCAAGCACACCGUGUCGUCCGCCCGCUUCCGCCGGGUGGAUGUGGACGAGUACGACGAGAACAAGUUCGUGGACGAGGAGGACGGAGGCGACGGGCAAGCGGGACCCGACGAAGGCGAGGUGGAUUCGUGCCUCAGGCAAGGGAACAUGAUGGCCGCGCUGCAGGCGGCUCUGAAGAAUCCGCCCAUCAACACGAAGAACCAGGCCGUGAAGGAUCGUGCAGAAAGUAUUGUCCUGAAGGUCCUCAUCUCAUUCAAAGCCAACGAUAUCGAGAAGGCAGUCCAGUCCCUGGAUAAGAAUGGUGUUGAUCUGCUAAUGAAAUACAUCUACAAAGGCUUUGAGAGCCCCUCUGACAACAGCAGUGCUGUGCUGCUGCAGUGGCAUGAGAAGGCACUGGCUGCUGGUGGAUUGGGGUCCAUCGUCCGUGUGUUGACUGCCAGGAAAACGGUUUAACUCCAGCAGCAAAUGGCUGUUUGCUCUCCGUGGUGUGGGAAAUGCUGGUGCAAAACCCACCCAGAUGCCAUUGCUGCCCCAUGGGCAGCACCUGUCUCUCAGCUUGCCUUCUCGCUGCUUCUUUCGUACCUGACAAGUAAUGCAUAUCAUGAUCUCUUUUUGUUAAACUCUGGAAAAUUAUGAAGGUGCAAUUUUAUUUCUAACAGGACUAUUUGGUACUCGAGCAUUUCAGUGACACGCAUAGCUACAUUGACAACAUGUUUAGAUUGAUUUGUAUUUGUGUAUAAUUAUGGCAGAUUUGGGCCUGACUUUCCACACAAGUGCUGAGGGACGUAGGGCAAUGUCUUAAAUCCUUUUUGCUAGCCAAGCAGUGUUCUGAUGUAAGAUAAAUAUUUGAAAAGUGGGGCAGCUGCAAACGUUGGUAACUGGACCAUGUUUCCUUUGGUCAGCCUCUGAGCCUACAGCAGUGAGUAGGACAGAAAAGAGCAGCUUCCCUCUGACCGAUCGUCAUUCCAGUAAGCCAGGUAUUUUCCUUAACCUCACACCUCGUGGCCUGUUCCGACGUGCUGUGCUCAGUCAGAGGCCAGGUGAACAGCAGGCAGAUCACAGCGAGGGUGGAGCUGUCCUUCCUGCACUUCAUAUGCUAGAAUUUAAAGGUCCAUUUACACUGGAGCCCAGUCCAGGAAGCUUUUUAUUUUGGGAACUAAAGAUCCUACACAGGAGAAGAAAAGGGAAGUAGUCUUGAGGCUUACCAGACAGUUGACAUUCCUGCUGUACCACAGCGCAUUAGUAGACAAAUAAAAGUUCCAAAAUAAAGAGGAGUAUUUUAAAAAGGAAUUAAGGAAGCUCUGGGCAUCCCAGCCCACAGCUCACCACUGAAGGUUAGGGCCACGACUGAGACACACAGUUUUACAUUUGCCAUUUUACAACAGUUCCAUUGUGUGAAACGGUUGGGGAACUUGUAAACUCUUUGCUGUUUUUUGAUAUCUGCUUUUUUUUUUUUUUUUUUUUUUUUUUUUUUUU